AAAAAAGUGUGUGGUUAGUGGGCCUUUGGCCCACUUUCGACCAAAAAUGGUAAUAAGAAAGGAAAAAAAGAGGAUCUGCCAAGUAAAACCAGAGAGUGUGUGGUUAGUGGGCCUUUAGCCCAUUUUCGACCAAAAAAUGCUCAUAAGAAGAAAAUGAUAAAAUUGAUAUAAAAACAAAAGGAAAAGAAAAAUAAUAGGAUAAAGAUGAUCAGCACAGCAAGUGGGUUCCGGAUCCUUCUGAAGUAAGUAUAGCCAUCCCCUAUAAAUAGGAACUUUUUUUACUUUUCCAAGGGGCACAAAAAAAAGAUUGAAUACACAAAACAUAGUUAAUAAAUAUAAGCAUGGUCUAAUGAAAGAAAAACAGGGAGGAGCGUGAUGGGUAUGGAGCUGUGGGUAGUGUUUGUGGCUUUUGUCAAGCCUUUGUAAUGGAAGAGAAUCAUGGAGGAUCAAGGUCCGUGUUGUUAGGAUGUGGGAGAUGUGCCCAAUUUCUGAGCCAGGGAAGCCCUUUGCUGUCCAGAUGGUGUUAAUUGAUGCUGAGGGCCAGAGAAUUGAGGCCACUAUCAGGAAAUUGCUCAUAAAGAAGUUGUUUGGUGAGAUUGUUGAAGGAAACAUAUACAGGAUAACCUAUUUUGCUGUGGUUCCUAAUCUUGGAGUUUACAAGGCUGCUCGACAUGAAUUCAAGAUCAUCUUUAAUAGCAGGACAAAGAUAGUGCCUGAAGAAUCCAAUCUCAUUCCUUUGUAUGGAUUUGCCUUUAUGAACUCAGCUGAAAUUUCUGACACCAUGGGUGAAUCUGAACAUCUCAUUGAUGUGAUAGGAUUGGUUACUGCAGUUUCCCGUGAGAAACAAUAUACCAAAGGUGCAAAUAUUACAAGGAUGAUUGAGCUCCAGCUGACUGAUCAUAGGGGAAGUGUCCAAUGUACCUUUUUUGGAAGCUAUGUUGAUGUUAUUACUCAUCAUGUUCGAGAGAAUGGACAAGCUAUGCCGGUGGUUGUUAUCCAGUUUGCUAAGAUCAAGACUUUCAAAGGAAAUGUUGUGAUUCAGAAUGUUAUGCAUGCUACAAGGAUUAUGUGGAAUCAUGAAAUUCCAGAGGUUGUUGAUUUCCGCAACAGCAUUGCUCUCCAUGGGAUUGAUCCUGAUCUUCCCCUCACUGAGAUUGAGGAUGAUGUGCGCGUCUUAACAAUUGAAGAAGAAUUUCUUACAUUGUUCCCUAGGAAAAAAAUCCAAGAAGUGCAUGAAACUGCUGAGGCUGGGGUGUUUGUGGUGUAUGCUAAGAUUGCUGGACUGGUUGAUGGUGAGAAAUGGUGGUAUUCAGCAUGUCGCUGCCACCGUUCUGUGUCUGUUGAAGAUGGCACAUACUAUUGCCCUGGAUGUGACAGCAAUGUGCUUGAAGUUACUCCACGUUUUAGGGUCAAGGUAGAGGUGUCUGAUGGAGAAGAGGAUGCAAGUUUUGUCAUGUUUGACACUGACUGCCAGAAUGUGCUCACGAAAACAUGCAAGGAGUUAGUUAUUGGUUCAAAGGUAAAAAGUAAUUCUGAGUUGCCUCAAGUCCUGAAGACACUGAUUGGGAAAGAGUUCCUCUUCAAAAUUGAGAAAUCAGCUGAUCAUGGUGCUAAGUAUGAUGAUUCCUACAAGGUUAAGAAAGUAUGUGCUGAUCAGAAUGUGAUUGAUCUGUUCAAGGAUGCUGACAAAGUUAACACUCCCCAAAGGUCAAUCAAGGUGUCCAAGUUCCCCAAUUUGGAAGAUGGAGAAAGUAGCAACACUUCUCCUGGUAUGGGUGGAAUCUAUUCUGGAAACAAAUUUGAGAUUGAUGCUGCUGUGAAGUCACUUGAGGACAUAUCUCCUUUAGGGAGUUUUGCUUCUCCAUCCUUUGUUGAAGCCGAUGAUGGUGGUGCUUCCUGCCCCAAACCUGCCAAGAAACUAAAGAUGAAGUGUGUGAAAAUAGAGAAGGAGUAGUCAUGAAUGGUAGAACUUUGCCUCGACUUGCUGGGGUUUAAAUAAUGUAGUUGGUUGUUUCAAUGAUGUUACAUUCUUACCAAUGUAUCACAUUGUUCGUUUGUUUCUUUCUUUCCUUUUAUGUUAGUGAACUGCAUUGUGGUGAAGGUCUUUAGGUACUACUGUAAUUUGUGUAGUGUAUUUUGUGUAGUGUAUGUUUACUAAAAACUGAGAUGUGUUUACUCAGGUAUGUCUAGGAGCGUGUGCUAACUAGCUCCAUUAUAUGUAUUAGUGUCUACUAAGCUAUCUCCAGUAGGUAGAAUGUGUACUCCAUGUGCCUUAGAAUGAAACUAUUGCUGCAUGUA
Molecule: messenger RNA, 2298 nt
Organism: Lotus japonicus
Lineage: Eukaryota; Viridiplantae; Streptophyta; Magnoliopsida; Fabales; Fabaceae
Product: replication protein A 70 kDa DNA-binding subunit C-like
Exons: 11
Coding region: 467-1954 (495 amino acids)
Biological process (GO): DNA recombination; DNA repair; DNA replication
Cellular component (GO): nucleus
Molecular function (GO): DNA binding
Source: RefSeq, a predicted model, not a curated record